Messenger RNA from Neolamprologus brichardi, 2916 nucleotides. Lineage: Eukaryota; Metazoa; Chordata; Actinopteri; Cichliformes; Cichlidae. The record is from RefSeq and is a predicted model, not a curated record.
AUGUGUGAGGUCCAAGUUCCUGUUGUGACGAAUGAAGAGGUGAUGGAUUUUCAGGUGAAAGUUGAAGGAAGCGGGUUUCAGUCAGAAGAAGUCAGAAAAGUCCUGAUCAGAGCCUACAAACCGCAGACAUUCAUCCAAACAGAUAAAGCCAUCUACCUCCCCGGACAACAAGUGCGUUUCAGAGUCGUCACACUGGACUCCAAGCUGAGACCUGCUAGUAAAGUGUAUGACAUCAUCGAACUGGAGGAUCCGAGCGGGAACAGGAUCGGGCAGUGGCUCAGUACAAAUUCAGAUAACAAAAUACUGCAGCUUUCAUACUUCUUGAGUUCUGAGGCCCGUGAGGGAAUAUACAAAAUCACUGUGACCAUGGCACUUUGCAAAGUGUCGGUACAUUUUGUACCACCUUCAGCUGUCCCAGGAGAUAAGACCAACUUCCAGGUGACGGCCCUGCCGUACUCUCUGUGUGGUGUGAGUGCCGUCGACCAGAGUGUCCUCAUCAAGGAGCCAGGGAAGACUCUAAAUGCCGAAAAGAUUUAUGACUUGCUUCCUGUCAGGAAAGCAACCUUUGUCCCAUAUGAGGUUCAAGAUCCUAUAGAGUGCAUGGAAGUGAGAUCAAAAAGAUCAAUUCUGCCGUUUCCUGAGAGUGGCAAAAAUGAUGCCCACACUGUUUUCCAGAAUGUAGGACUGAAGAUGGCAACCAACUUGGGUAUUCAGUUGCCUUCAUGCCUCAAGUACAAAGGAAGAGAAUACUAUCAAGGCGGGUGCCUAUGGAAGGGUCCUUAUCAAGCACACAGGUUCGACAUAUUAGCGAGAGUACCAGAAUCAGCUGCCCCUGGUGCUCCGCCACCUCCUCCUGACCUUUCACCCAUAAUAACAGUCCGUACGUUCUUCCCAGAGACUUGGAUAUGGGAACUGGUAGACAUUAGAUUUGGACUCACCAUGCCCUACUCUAUCAUCCGAGGGGAGUUCUUUGAACUGAAGGCGACUGUCUUCAGCUACCUGACCAGCUGCAUGAUGAUCACUGUAACACCAGCAUCUUCCUCACUUUACACCCUCACCUCCCUGUUUGGUGACCAAACCACAUCUUGUUUGUGCGCCAGCGAGCGCAAGACCUUCAGCUGGAGCAUGACCCCAUCGGCCUUAGGGGUUGUGGAAGUGACUGUGUCUGCUGAGGCAGUGGCUUCGACGGAUUUAUGUGGUUCUGGGGCCGUAACUGUUCCAGACAGAGGUCGCAUCGACGUGGUGACAAAAUCCCUCAUCGUGAAGGUUGAGGGAAUUGAGGUGACAAAGACCUUCAACUUGCUACUAAUCCCAAAAGGAAAAACUGUGAGGGAAGAAGUUCUGGUCAAACUUCCGUACAACGUGAUUGAAGAUUCUGCCCGUGCUUUCAUAUCAGUCCUGGGUGACAUUCUCGGUCGGGCUCUGAAGAACCUCGACAGUCUGCUGCAGCUGCCAAGUGGAUGUGGAGAGCAGAACAUGGCUCUCCUCGCCCCCAACAUCUUCAUCCUCGAGUACCUAACCGACACACAGCAGCUCACCCCAACCAUCAAGGAAAAGGCUACCAGUUAUCUAAUCACUGGCUACCAAAAUCAGCUGAGAUACAAACAUGCUGAUGGUCCUUACAGUGCAUUUGGAACAGGGGAAGGAAACACUUGGCUGACUGCUUUUGUGGUGAAAUGUUUUGCACGAGCUGAGAAAUUCAUUCACAUCGAUCCCAGAAACAUUGAAGAGUCUAACACAUGGCUGGAAAAUCAACAACGAGAAAAUGGCUGUUUUAAAAUGUCAGGGAGACUCUUUCACAUUGACAUGAAGGGUGGCGUGUCGGACGAAGUCACUCUCACUGCGUACAUCACUGCGACGUUUCUGGAGAAUAAGAAAUAUGCAAAAAAUUCAGUGGUGACGAAGAGCCUGGCUUGCCUCAAAGACUCCAUGAAUGACCUCAGCAACACCUACACUACAGCUCUGAUGGCGUACGUCUUCACCCUGGCAGGAGACGUGGAGACCCGCGCUCUCCUUCUAGAGCACCUCGACAAGGUUGCAGUAAAGCAAGGCAGUUUCAUCUACUGGAAUCAGAAAUCAACAGAAACGUCCGCCUCCCUGUCAGUGGAGAUCAGCUCCUACGUGCUGUUGGCCAAAAUCAGUGCUUCCCCAACCAGUGAAGAACUGGCUUAUGCCUUCAGCAUCGUGAGGUGGCUGAUUGAGCAGCAGAACUAUUAUGGAGGCUUCUCCUCAACACAGGACACAGUGGUGGCUCUUCAGGCUCUGGCAUUGUACUCCAUUGAAGUGUUCAGUUUUAAGGGCUCAAGCAAAGACGGCUCAGAAAAAGGAGGCUCAAGCACAGGUGGCUCAAGCAAAGUGGCAGUUGCUACUCCUGGUGGCCAGGUUACGUUCCACGUCAAUCGAAACAACAGACUGCUCUACCAGGAGGAGAUAAUAGUGGAGAACAUAGCAGGGAAGUACAUCGUGGAGAUGAAAGGCAGCACAAGUGUUUUUGUGCAGGAAGUAGGAUACACUGGAAAGCAGAGCACUACGAACAUGGUGAUCCUGUAUAUCAAAUUGCUCUCUGGACAUGUCCCAGACCCAGAGUCUUAUAACAAGCUCAAAGGUGCCGAGCUGGUGGAUCGUGUUGAACAAAGGGAAGAUCAUGUUGUGGUGUACUUACGAGAGUUAGUGAAGGACACACCCGUAGAACACAGCUUGGACCUCACAGAGGAGUACCCAGUGGAAAACCUGAAGCCUGCUGUGGUCAUACUCUAUGACUACUAUGAGCCAAGUAAAACUCGAGCACAGCACACCAACACAUGUUGCUCCUUAGUGGAGCUGCACAACAAACUGAGCAGUAACCGGGCUGAAGAUGAAUACCUCUAUCCACACUAUGAAGGUCAGCAGUCUGAGAGUGGAUUCUUCUACCCGUGA